Messenger RNA from Prorocentrum cordatum, 426 nucleotides. NCBI's taxonomy places the organism in Eukaryota, Dinophyceae, Prorocentrales, Prorocentraceae. The record is from the annotation of a GenBank genome assembly.
AGGACCUUCUCAAGGCUGUGUACGACGAGCACAAUUCGUGGUGCCAGACGCACGGCCUGAGGUACCCGGGCUUCGUGGAGCCGCAGAUCAUCGAGAACCCCCCAGACCUGGGCCCCCUGGGCGUCUCCGUGCCGCCGCCCGCGGCGCCCGCACCGGCACCGGCGCUGCCGCCGGCGCCGCCGGCGCGGCUGGCGCCGCCGGCCCCGCCGGCGCCACCCGCGCCUGGCGCGCCGCCCGGGCACAGCGCGCCGGCGCCCGGGAUGCCACAGUUUGCCCCUCCGCAGAUGGCCCCGCCGCCGAUGGGGAUGCCGCAGGGACAUGGCGACUACUAUCGGCCCAUGACUGCGUACGGUAGCAAGGGCGCCCCCCAUGGCAAAGGGCCAUAUGGCUAGGGCGUCUAUGAGAGGUAUACAGCUUGAUUGAAAA